This is a messenger RNA of Echinops telfairi (small Madagascar hedgehog), 4272 nucleotides long. It is a transcript of the gene ERAP1, whose product is annotated as endoplasmic reticulum aminopeptidase 1. The transcript is spliced from 19 exons. Gene Ontology annotation, cellular component: cytoplasm. The record is from RefSeq and is a predicted model, not a curated record. Gene Ontology annotation, molecular function: metalloaminopeptidase activity; peptide binding; zinc ion binding. NCBI's taxonomy places the organism in Eukaryota, Metazoa, Chordata, Mammalia, Afrosoricida, Tenrecidae. Gene Ontology annotation, biological process: proteolysis; peptide catabolic process. Bases 61 to 2889 code for a protein of 942 amino acids.
GGCAGGCAGGAGGCUGAGCCCGCUCCCACCGGACCCCCAGGUAUUUUGAGCCAGGAGAAGAUGAUAUCUCCGUGCCUCCCAUGGCCAUUUGCAAGCAUGUCUCUUCUGCUGGUCCCCUCACUGGUGACUCUCUUGAUGGUGUCAACUCCUUCGUGGUGCCAGAGCAGUGGCACCACAGCUCCAAAAGCUAGCAAUGGAGAGCCAUUUCCUUGGAAUAAAAUGCGACUUCCUGAGCAUGUCAUCCCUGUUCAUUAUGAUCUCUUGAUCCAUGCAAAUCUCACCACUCUGACCUUCUGGGGGACGACAGAGGUCAGAAUCACGGUCAGCCAGCCCACCAGCACCAUUGUCCUGCACAGCCUCCAUCUGCAAAUAUCUAAGGUGACCCUCAGGAAAGGGGCUGGAGAGAGACUGUCCGAAGAUCUGCUGAGGGUCCUGGAAUAUGAGCCUCAUGAGCAAAUCGCACUUCUGGCUCCCGAGCCCCUCCUUGUUGGGGUCCCAUACACUAUUGUUAUCGACUAUGCUGGCAAUCUUUCGGAGAGUUUCCAUGGAUUUUAUAAAAGCACCUACAGAACCAAGGAAGGAGAAGUGAGGGUACUUGCAUCAACACAGUUUGAACCCACUGCAGCUCGAAUGGCCUUUCCCUGCUUUGAUGAACCCGCCCUGAAAGCGAGUUUCUCAGUCAAGAUCAGAAGGGAGCCAAGGCACCUCGCCAUCUCCAAUAUGCCGUUGGUGAGAUCUGUGACUAUGGCGGAAGGGCUCAUAGAGGAUCAUUUUGAUGUCACUGUGAAGAUGAGCACCUACCUGGUGGCCUUCAUCAUUUCAGAUUUUGAGUCUGUCAGCAAGAUGACCAAAAGCGGCGUCAAGGUUUCUGUGUACGCCGUGCCGGACAAGAUCAAUCAAGCAGACUAUGCCCUGGACGCUGCGGUGACUCUUCUUGAAUUUUAUGAGGACUAUUUCAGCAUUCCAUAUCCUUUACCCAAACAAGAUCUUGCUGCUAUUCCUGACUUUCAGUCUGGUGCUAUGGAAAACUGGGGACUGACAACGUACAGAGAGUCGGCCUUAUUGUUCGAUGCAGAAAAGUCUUCUGCAUCCAGUAAGCUGGGCAUCACGAUGACUGUGUCCCAUGAGCUGGCCCACCAGUGGUUUGGAAACCUGGUCACCAUGGAGUGGUGGAAUGACCUUUGGCUGAACGAGGGAUUUGCCAAGUUCAUGGAGUAUGUGUCCGUCAGGGUGACACACCCGGAGCUGAAAGUUGAAGACUACUUCUUUGGCAAGUGCUUUGAUGCGAUGGAAGUUGAUGCAUUGAAUUCCUCACACCCUGUGUCCACACCUGUCGAGAAUCCUGCUCAGAUUAGGGAGAUGUUUGAUGAUGUGUCAUAUGAAAAGGGAGCGUGCAUUCUGAAUAUGUUAAGAGAGUACCUGGGUGCUGAAGCAUUCAAAGGUGGCAUUGUACAGUAUCUCCAGAAGUUCAGCUAUAAAAACACCAAAAACGAGGACUUGUGGAACAGUAUUGCAAGUAUCUGCCCAACAGGUGGCACCACGGAAGAUGGCUUUUGUUCCAGAAGUCAGCGUCCCGCUUCCUCCUCACACUGGCGUCAGGAAGGCCUCGACGUGAAGACUAUGAUGAACACCUGGACGCUGCAGAAGGGCUUUCCCCUGGUGACCAUCACAGUGCAAGGGAGGACCGUUCACAUGCAGCAAGAGCACUACAUGAAGGGAUCAGACGGUGCCCCGGGGACCGGACAACUGUGGCACAUCCCAUUGACGUUCAUUACCAGCAAAUCAGACUCGGUCCAAAAGUUUUUGCUGAAGACAAAAACAGAUGUGCUCGUCCUCCCAGAAGAGGUGGAAUGGAUCAAAUUUAACGCAGGGAUGAAUGGCUAUUACAUCGUGCAUUACGAGGAGGAGGGAUGGGAUUCUUUGACUCGCCUCUUAAAAGGAACACACUCAGCCAUCAGCAGUAACGACCGGGCCAGUCUCAUCAACAAUGCCUUUCAGCUUGUCAGCAUUGGGAAGCUCCCCAUUGAAAAAGCCUUGGAUUUAUCCCUGUAUUUGAAACAUGAAACAGAAAUUAUGCCUGUGUUCCAAGGCAUACACGAACUGAUUCCUAUGUAUAAGCUGAUGGAGAAAAGAGAUAUGAAUGAAGUAGAAACUCAGUUCAAGGCCUUCCUCCUCAGGCUGCUACGGGGCCUCAUCGAUAAGCAGACCUGGACAGACGAGGGCUCCCUCUCGGAACGGAUGCUUCGGAGUCAGCUGCUCCUCCUUGCUUGUGUGCGCAAGUACCAGCCAUGUGUGCAGAGGGCAGAAGGCUAUUUCAGAGAGUGGAAGGAGUCCAAUGGAAAUUUGAGCUUACCCAAAGACGUGACCUUGGCAGUAUUUGUUGUGGGGGCCCAGAACACCGAAGGCUGGGAAUUUCUGUAUAGUAAAUAUCAGUCAUCUUUGUCCAGUACUGAGAAACACCACAUUGAAUUUGCCCUUUGUAUGAGCCCAAAUAAGGAAAAGUUGCAGUGGCUAUUAGAUCAGAGUUUUAAAGGAGACAUCAUAAAAACGCAAGAGUUUCCAAGUAUUAUUAGUCUUAUUGGCAGGAAUCCAGUGGGGUACCCUUUGGCCUGGCAGUUCCUGAAGGAAAACUGGAAUAAGCUCGUACAAAAGUUUGAGCUGGGCUCGCCUUCUAUAGCCCACAUGGUCAUGGGAACAACAAAUCAGUUCUCCACAAGAGCGCGGCUUGAUGAGGUAAGAGGAUUCUUCAGCUCUCUGGAAGACAAUGGUUCUCAGCUCCGCUGUGCCCAACAGGCGGUUGAAAUCAUCGAGGAGAACAUCCGCUGGAUGGACAAGAAUUUGGAAAAGAUCCGAGCAUGGUUACAAAAUGAAAACGUGAGAGCGCUGUAGCCUUCGCUUCAGUUCCGACAGGCUCCGGGGAUCCAGAGUCCCCACUCCUUGCCGAAUGGGACCGGCUUUCAAAGCAGCAAUGGCCUGAGGGCUGCUUUGGGUUUGGAUUUGUUUCUUGGUGCCCCCUGGAGCCACUCUCCCUGCAACUCAGUAUUCCCGGGCUCCUCGAGAUCAGAUCGAUAGGUGUGUGUUGUUUCACUGCUGGGCGACUGCUCCCAUGCGCUCCCCUCAGGCGUUGCCCAGACUUGUUCAGACACCGAUCGUGGGUUCCUGAGCACAGAAGCAAGCACGGUGUCCACCUCGUUCUUUCUACUGGGGCCCAGCCGUCUCCAGCGACACACCCCAGCCAACCAAAUGUUUGCCGCUAGCGGUUUCAUCCACCUCCCUGGGAGACCCAGAAUGAGCAGCAGUACUGAGCCCCCCGGGGUCAGCCAUGGGCCUGCGCUGAACUCACCGGUUGGUCCUCCAGACCCACUGUCCUCCCCGCUCUUCCCUGCUCUAGUUCAGAGUGACGGGCGGGCCAAACCAUGAGGAUUUGUGGCCUUAUGCCCAAUGGGGGGAGUUCCCGGAGGAGACUGGAGCUGGGGGAUAAGGAUGGAGGGAGGAUUUACUCCCCUGGCUCCUUUUCUGGGUGCCUCUGGCUGGACUCACUGAAGGGCUGGCUCUGAGGAGGGGCGGCUCUCUCCUCCUCACGGCCUCUCUCCGUCUCUGGCUUCUGCUACUUCUCGUCCUUCAGAAGAGGGUGCAGCGAUGGGAGCCUGGCUUUCACAGACCUCUACCAGGCUUCUGGCUCCCCUACACCCUGCCCACACCUCGAAAGACAUUUUUAGAGAGCCCCUUUGGUUGGUUUUGUUCUGAAUGUGCUAUUUCUUCAGCGGUCCUUCUGAAAAAGCACAGUAUGAGGCAGCUUGAGUUUGUUGAAAAAUAGAGUGAAAAGAUCAUGGGAUUUUCCCACAAGCUUUUUGAAGCCCCUCAAACCCUUCCGGUUAUAGGAAAAACUCUUCCUUUGAACUUGUGACGACUGCUGAUGCUUACCUAAGACGGUGAAGCUUUUCUUCUCCACCCUCGUUCGAGCAGUUCCCCAAUCCUAAAGGGCAGGGUGUUGGCCCAGGCCGGCACCUUGGAUGUGCCUUAGCAGACGAUUACAUGACAACAGGUGAAAUGGAAAAUGUUUGCUUAAGCUACCCCCGCCCCCCCCAUUGAUGACAGUAGAUUUAUUCUGAAUACAUGGCAGAUUUUCCAAGAUAAAGGAAUGUGAGAUGAAGACUAUUACAAAGUGUGUUGCUCUGAUAGACAAAGGGGCCCCUGUGGACAUCCACUUGUUCCCAGUCCCAUCCUUGGAGUGUAAUUUGUUGGUUUGAGAAAUAAAAUAACAACAAAACA